Xenopus laevis (African clawed frog) is the source of this 2499-nucleotide messenger RNA. It is a transcript of the gene raver2.S, whose product is annotated as ribonucleoprotein, PTB binding 2 S homeolog. Gene Ontology annotation, molecular function: nucleic acid binding; RNA binding. The coding region runs from base 55 to 2205 and encodes 716 amino acids. The transcript is spliced from 14 exons. Lineage: Eukaryota; Metazoa; Chordata; Amphibia; Anura; Pipidae. Gene Ontology annotation, cellular component: nucleus; cytoplasm. The record is from RefSeq and is a predicted model, not a curated record.
GGAGAAUGACAGGGCCCGCCCCGCAUCUCUUUCCACCAAGUCCACCGCUGCAAAAUGGCGGCACGCGACAGUGGGCUUCCCCAGAUGUCUCCUGGGCAAGAAGAGGAUAGCAACCCGGAAGCCAUUAGUACAGCCUCCCAAGACUCGCAGGAGUACGAGCUAAAGCAGCCUGCGUGUAGUGAGGGAGCAGCCGCAACUCUGCCUGCGCUGGACGAGACAGAGAAAGGCCGGAGAUUAGAGACAAGUCUGUGGGAGCUUAGGAACCGCAGGAAGAUUCUCAUGAAGAACCUGCCGCACGAUUGCACCGGCCAGGAUAUCCAUGACUUGCUGAAAGGCUACGAAAUUAAAUACUGCUACGUGGACAAAAAUAAAAAAACAGCCUUUGUCACUUUAUUAAAUGGAGAGCAAGCACAAAAUGUCAUUCAGAAGUUUCAUCAGCACACACUUCGAGACAGAGAAAUUUCAGUUCAACUUCAGCCUACGGAUGCUGUACUCUGUGUUACCAAUUUGCCCCCGUUAUUCACAUUGCACAACUUUGAAGAUUUAGUGAGAGCUUAUGGCAAUACUGAGAGGUGCCUACUGGUCUAUAGUGAACUUACGGGCCAUUCCAAGGGAUAUGGAUUUGUGGAGUACAUGAAAAAAGAUUCUGCCUCUAAUGCCAGGCUGGAAUUAUUUGGAAAACCAUUGGCAGAAUUUACCCUUUUUGCACAGUGGAUGGAUAGCAAUCACAUGACCAUGGAACUCAUUCACUCAAAGUGCCUGUGUGUUAAUAAGCUUCCUAAGGGCUACAAUGAUUGUGAUGAACUAACACAGCUGUUCUCUGCUUUAUACAAGCCAUUGUUCUGCCAGCUGGCUGAAGAUGAAGGUGGUUGUUUUGUUGAUUUUGCAGUGGUGGAAUAUGAGACAGCUGAGCAGGCUGAGGCGGUAAGGAAUUCAAUGGAUGGAACCACUGUUAAAGGAAGCAGAAUCCAACUGUCCUUCUGUGCCCCAGGCUCUCCAGGCAGAAGCACUUUAGCAGCACUUGUAGCAGCACAAGGAAUGCUGCAGAAUAAUAGGAAGGGAUUGCUUCCAGAACCAAACACGGUACAAAUCAUGCAAAGUUUCAGUAAUCCAGCAAUGUUACAGAUGUUAUUGCAACCCCAGCAAAGAGGAAGAUCAGGAAAGCAUGGUUCAUCAUCAGGACAGCCUCACUUUGUGAAUCCAACAGUAAGCCACGCUUUUCUACAGCUCAACAAACUGCACCAGACACAGGGUAUGGGAGGUAAUUCCCUGCUGCAAAACUAUUCCCAUCUACAAAUGGCACAGAAGCAACUUCUUCAGCUAAAAAGUGCUCAGUCGAAUAAUUGUAAACCCGGCCUUCUUGGAGAAGCUCCAGUCUCUGUGUUACAGACAUCAAUGGGCUCAUCACAGCCAGGAUCAGUGGAGGCUUUGCAACAAGAUGUGCACAAAAGCAUUUCUCCAUUCUACCACAGUCAGCACAUGAGCUCUGUCCUGUCCCGUCUGACACAGGAGAAGCAGUCUACAUCAAUAGCUUUGCUUGAAGGCUCAGGAUGUCAGACUUACUUACAGCAGUCUGAAUCGGUGCCUGCAGGUCAGAAUCAGCCACAAAGCCAGUCUGCUAGCACUGAGUCGCCUCUCUUGAAUAAGUCCAUUAAUCAGACCUCACUUCUGGGGGAGCCUCCAAGAGACAUCAGGCUCAGUACAAAUCCGUAUCUUAAUCUGGCAAGUGUGCUGGCUGGUUCCUCAAUAGCAGGCACGGGCAUAUGGAACAUUCAGCAACAGAAUAUGAAUAGUUUGACCUUUCAGGAAUCUGCAUCACAGCCUGGGCUGGAAAAUUAUCUUCGCUACAGUCAGCAAUAUGGAGAUUAUUCACAGGGAGCCCUGCAGCAGUGGUAUGAUCAAUAUUCUGCUUACAGCAGCACUCAAGUGGAGCAGUCCCAUAGUGAAGAGCAAGCUUCCUCUCCUGGUUUGGCUUAUGGAAAUUACAAUACAUAUGUUCAAGCACCACCAACAUACUACUCCAAUGCCCAGAUGACAUACCAGGCAGAGAGUACAGUGCCAUCCAAUAACGCAUCGACAAAAGAAAAGAGAACUUCUAUUUUAUCUGCUACAGAGGCCAGUCCAGCAGGAUACGUGAAUCAGGUCUCUGAAGGAUCCGGAGAGCACAAUGGAGAUUCAUACUUUAAAAGGAAGAAGGUUUAUUAACUUUUUGAACUAAAAGAAGUAAAUUCUGCUUCCAUUACCAUAUACCCAAAGAUGCACAAUGCAGUUCAUCUUCUUCUAAGCCUUUUAGCUGGGCACUAAAGGGUUACGUUUGACUUCUCAGGCUGAAUUGUUAAUAUAAAUGGUAAAAAAAAUCUAAAGAUUUGUAGAUAUUUUCUACACCUGAAUAUGUCUUGGUAAAUAACAGAUUUGAUAAUAUAAUAAUAUUGCUAUUGCCUGCAAAAAAAUCAUUUGUAAAUAUCAAGCAAUAAAGUUAAUAGUACAGUUUUACUUUUA